AUGUUCACCACCAGCCCUCGGAGUGAUAACUUAAUUUUGGUUCGUCCGAAGGGCGCUUCGUUGGAAAAGGAAUUCUACCAGCAGCGACGGACUGUGAAAUUCGACCAGGAGGGUAGCUUUCUGGCCGUGGUGCGACCCGUUAUCAUCCUGGGUCAGGUUUUUGGCAUUUUCCCGGUCGUGGGUUACGGGGCGGCGCAAGCGGACCGGAUCCGUUUCGAGGUGUGCUCGCUGCGGAUGUUUUACUCGGUGCUGCUGCAGCUGGGAGGGGCGACCAUGUCCGGCUUUUCGCUCGCAACGUUCUGGACGACCGGGGUGGAGUUUUCGAAAAUUUGUAGGUAUUUUGUGUAAACUUUACAUUCAUUGUUCAGCAACAAAUAAUUUAAAUUUUAAUUUGACUAGAAUUAAUGCUUUUAAUUCAGAGCAAAUGUGAUGUUCUGUAAUUUAUUAGGUAUUUCUCUUAGCUUCAAG
Molecule: messenger RNA, 468 nt
Organism: Culex pipiens pallens (northern house mosquito)
Lineage: Eukaryota; Metazoa; Arthropoda; Insecta; Diptera; Culicidae
Exons: 2
Coding region: 1-348 (115 amino acids)
Biological process (GO): detection of chemical stimulus involved in sensory perception of taste; sensory perception of sweet taste
Cellular component (GO): membrane
Molecular function (GO): sweet taste receptor activity
Source: RefSeq, a predicted model, not a curated record